AUGGGUCCUCGAACCCACAAGGGUGUGGAGCAGGUAUCAUUCUCGAUGAUAACCACGGCCCUCAAUUUUUCAUUUAAAGCAAGCAACAAUCAACGUGAGUAUGAAUCACUAAUUGCUGGCCUUAGACUCGCUGCCGACCUAAACAUCACCGAACUUAAGGUAUAUUGCGACUCCUUACUUAUCGUCCAGCAGCACAUUAUCACAGAUAAUGGUCACCAGUUUGCUGAUCAAAAAUUCACAUCCUUCUUGCAGAACUUGAAAAUCAAACAACACUUUUCAUCAGUAGAGCACCCACAAACAAACGAGUUAGCUGAAGCUGCAAAUAAAGUAAUACUACAUGCUCUAAGAAAGAAACUAGAUGAAGCAAAAGGCCUCUCGGCCGAGCUUAUCCCAGAGAUCAUAUGGGCAUACAACACCACUGUCAACUCAACAACAAAGGAGACACCUUUCUGGCUAGUCUACGGGUCCGACGCAAUGAUACCCAUGGAGAUCUCCCAAUCCUCACUACGCACUGAACUAGCCGACCAGACUACAAAAGACACAGCUCGGCAAACCGAACUCAAUGUCGCAGAAGAAAUAAGAUCAACAAUAGUAGUCAAACAUUUGGCCAUGCAACAGCACAUAGCUCGAAGAUAUAACCAGAGACUUCAACCAAGGUCUUUCUAA
This is a messenger RNA of Arachis ipaensis, 666 nucleotides long. RefSeq lists its product as uncharacterized. The record is from RefSeq and is a predicted model, not a curated record. Gene Ontology annotation, biological process: DNA integration. Gene Ontology annotation, molecular function: RNA-DNA hybrid ribonuclease activity; nucleic acid binding. Lineage: Eukaryota; Viridiplantae; Streptophyta; Magnoliopsida; Fabales; Fabaceae.